AUGCUCGUCAAAGCACUCCAACUAGCACUCGAAGAAGACCAGGAGGAGAGAGAGCAGAACCAAAACCAGAAUCAUCGAGGAACGGAGCACAAGCAGAUCGAGUCCAGAAAGAAGUUGGUCCCGAAGUCAAGAAGACCGGUGUCAAAGAUCGAGAAGCAAGAGCACAGCAAGGCCAACGAGAAUCAGUCCGAAGAGCAUCCGAAGCACGCGAAAGAGCAAAACGAGACGCCGAAUGGUAGUAAUGUAUGCGACGAAGUUGCGACCAACAAGGCCACCAGCGGCAAAGAUCACAACGACGAGGCUCACAACGAUGAGAAUAUGACCCAGGGUGACGAGAACCAGGAUCAACCCAUAUCUACUCCCGAUAAGAAGUCGACCACGCGUCCCAUCUUCACCACUCCAUUCGCCGUUCCCGCGGGAAAUCUCCAGACCCUCAAGCUACUCUGGACAGCGAAGACGGAGAUGGCAGACAUCCCGGGUGGCAUAUUGCCUGAACAGAAAGGAACAUAA
This is a messenger RNA of Cercospora beticola, 510 nucleotides long. RefSeq lists its product as uncharacterized. The record is from RefSeq and is a predicted model, not a curated record. Lineage: Eukaryota; Fungi; Ascomycota; Dothideomycetes; Mycosphaerellales; Mycosphaerellaceae.